Messenger RNA from Pectinophora gossypiella (pink bollworm), 1579 nucleotides. RefSeq names its product lipopolysaccharide-induced tumor necrosis factor-alpha factor homolog. The record is from RefSeq and is a predicted model, not a curated record. Bases 142 to 519 code for a protein of 125 amino acids. NCBI's taxonomy places the organism in Eukaryota, Metazoa, Arthropoda, Insecta, Lepidoptera, Gelechiidae. Gene Ontology annotation, molecular function: zinc ion binding. The transcript has 5 exons.
CGGCUCUCACUCAUUCUCGCAAAGAGCGUCCUAUACGAAAUACGUGUCGGGAAGUGAACGACGGGUUGAACAUUCAUAGAACAGUAUAAAUUAUUAUAAACAUUUUCAUCAUCGUUUCAAACUUAAAAAGGUACCAACAAAAUGCAUUCGGAGUCAGUGCCACUCUACCCGCCUGAAACUCUGCCUAUGAAGGAUAGCAACACCAACAACUCGAUGGGCCAAUCUACUCCAAUAAUGGGCCCAUCUGCUCCAUUCCCUCUCUCGGCGCCUGCGCAGACUAUAGCCACAGGCCCGAAGGUUCUCCUGGGUCCAGAGAACACAGUAACGACGUGUCCGUUCUGCCACGCGUCAGUCAUGACUGCUAUCAAGUACACUACCACCACUAGGACACAUAUCACCGCGCUACUCUACUGUUUGAUAUGUUGUUGCUGCUGCAUUGGAUACUGUUCGAAUUCUGCCAAGAACACCGACCAUUUCUGCCCCAACUGUCAACGUUACCUCGGCACUUACGAGAAGUGAACAUUUCACGUAUUUCUUCUUUCUUAUCUACUUACAUUUAUAUUUUCUAUUUUAGUAAUAUUAUAGUUUGAAAUGGCUACAUUGAAGCAAUUCAUCUAUAAAGUAAUAUUGCAAUUUGACAUUUGCGCAUAUAUAAGUAAACGCGCAAUGCGCCAUUAUUGCAACAAAUGUCAAAUAUAAUUGAAUCAAUGUGGCAUUUCCAACACCCGAUCCAAAAAUGUAGAUAGAUCUUUCACUUCCAAUAUGUGUCAGGUAGAGCUAAGUUAGUUUAGCUUAGCUCGCAUAGCUGACAGAAUUUCCCAUAGAGGUUGCACAGUUUGCAGCAUUGGUGUUUAUGUUACUGUUUGCAGUCUGCACACUACUAUGGCACGUCGAUGGAGCAUGAAUGGAGCGUCAGCUAUGCAAGCUAGUCUAAAAGUUACUUAGUGUCAAGCUAAAAUAAAUACAGCUAAAAAAAUGUUCAUGUCUGCCACUAUUUAUGUGCUCGCGCAUAGAUACCCCUAAAACCUAAAUGAUAUAAUUUUUUUAUUACAACUCUAGUAUUUGUAGAUUGUUGGUGCUUCCAUGGGUGUUUGUUACUGAUCUACAGUCAUGUGAGUUCAGUCCUAACAAAAAACCCAUAUUGAAUGGCUUUGAUAGUGAGGUGAUUGAACAGGAGGAAAUAUUGCGAUGAAAGUGCCAUAGUUACUUAGGAUAAUUGUUGAUAAUAUAAGGUUGACCAUGAUUACUGGCUGCAUAGUCCAGGGGGUUACAAAGGGCACAUUAAAGCAAUUCACCUAAAAAGCAAUAUUGCUAUUUGAUAUUUGUUUGCAUUGCGCACUUAUAUAUGCACCAACGUCAAAUUGCAAUAUUGCUUUUUAGAUGCAUUGCUUCGAUGCGCCCUUUUUCACCUCCCAGUUGUCGCGCUAAUAUUUCUACCCCGAAAUAAACGUAACGACACUAACGACUGAUCUAUAUUUUAUGUACUAUGCGUACAAUAGUUUUGCAUAUGCAUUGCAUGCAUGCAUUUAUUUUACUUUAGAUUUAGUUUGUUUAUUCUUAUUUUAAGUCUAAAUACAAU